AUGCGAGCUUCAGGCGAAAAGCAACGUUAUGCUGCAGAGCAUGAGGAGGCGGAACGACGAAGAGCCAGACAUUUGGACGACCUUAGCCGCGCAAGGCUCGACCUCGAUGACGAGGAGAAGCGUGCGCGGGAUGCCGCGAAGUCGCGGAAGGAUUUAGAUGCCGAGGCGAAGCGCAUUCACAAGGAAUGCAAGGAGAUCACCGACACGCUGUCAAACAAGAAGCCGGCCCUUGAGCAGGAGAGCGAGAGGCGUGCUGGUUUCCUCCAGAAGAAGCAGGUUUGUGAGGCUCAGAGAGGCCAGCUCUUCGCGAAACAAGGUCGCGGGGCUCAGUACAGCUCCGUCACUCAGCGCAACAAGGCUCUGCGCGACGAGAUCGCUAGCCGCACCACACGGCGUAACCGUGCAGUCAAGGAGCUCGACGAAGCACGGAACGCAGCCUACGAAGCCCAGACCGCCAUCGAGAAGUCGCAGGCCGAGGCCAUGACCAGCCGCGGGGAAGUCAUCCGCCUCGAGCAGGAUCUGAACAACAAGAUCGCCCAAGAGCUUCGCCAGGUUUCGGACCGUGCGGACGGCUGGGCUGAGAAGCGGAGGGCCCUGAUCCAGGAGCGCGACAAGCGCACAAAGGAGAAGGAAGAGGGAGAACGCCAGGUGACUCAGCUCACUGGUAAGAUCGAGAACACCAUGCCUCGACCGCAGCGGAGCGCCUUGAGCGAGGUGCGAAACUGGGUGAUGAAGCAUGGCCUGGAGGGCGACGUCUACGGAACAUUGUUGGAGAACAUCAAUGUCCCGCCGGAUUACUGCAUCGCUGCCGAGAGCACCGCUGGCAGUGCCCUCUUCAACCUUCUAGUGAAGGAUGACAACAUUGCCGGGCAGAUUGUUUCCCUGGUUCGCAAAGGAAGCCUCGGAAGUAUCGUCUGCACACCGCUGAACCAGCUGGAAGUGAAGUCGCGGACGUAUCCCAAGCUCAAGGGAGCGAAGCCCCUCGUAGAUGUGAUCCAAUGCGCUGAGCGCAUGUACCCCGCAGUUCAGCAGGUCUUUGGCAGGACGAUGGUCUGCUCCACCCUUGAGCUUUGUGACGAGGUGAGCACAAAGUAUGGCCUGGACGCCAUUACCAUGGAUGGGGACAAGGUCAGCAGUCGGGGGACGCUGACCGGGGGCUACCAGGAUCCAUCUCGCUUCAUCCGUUUGAGUUUGAACCAGAAGAUGAUCCAAGCAAAGGGAAAAGUCGAUGCAAUUCGUCCGCGCCUCGUCGGCCUCGAGCAGGAGGUGCAGGCGGCGAACAACCAGAUCGAGGAGAUCCAAGGAAGGAAGCGCGAUCUCCUGCAACAAAGGAGCGUAAAGCGUGCCGCCCUGGCUACCGCAGCGGAGUCUGUCGACGAAGCAGAAGGUCGAAUCUCCCGGCAAGAAGACGCUCUGCGCCAGAACCAAGAGCGGUGUGCAGAUCUCCAGAGUUACAUCGCCCAGUACGAGGCAGCGAUCGAGGCCAUGGAAAUGGAGAUGCAGAGCAAAACUCUCGGGGGCCUCACCAAAGAAGAGGAAGCCCAGCUGCAGCAGCUUGGCGAGGAGCUGCAGGACGCAGAAAAGUCGCUGCAAGAGAGCGAUGAGAAGUGCCACCAGAUCGACCGGGAGAUUAAAGGGAAGGAGCUUCACUUGAAGGACUUCCUGCGAAAGCGCUUGGUCGAGGUGGAGGGCGAACUUCGACGUGACGUCCCUGCAGAUCAUGAGGAGAGGCUGGUGGAGCGGAGGAAGGUCGUGGACCGACUCGAACGUGUACAGAAGGAGUCGGAAAACGUCCUCAAGGCAUCGUCGGAGUUCAUCUUGCUCGCCAUUCAUGGCAUCAGGUGGCGGGACUCCAUCGCCACCUUCCCGGCCACGAUCCAAAAGAUCCGCUUCACCGCGCAGCAAGUGGACUGCAAGAUGCAAGGACUAGAAGUCUCUGGCUAUCUUAGCUGGUCCGUGAACCGGGAUGGCGAGGGCCCCUGGAACGCCUACAAGUACAUGGCCAUGCGCGAUCUGGAUGGCGAUGGAACCGUGGAUUCAGACGCGGGCUCCUUGCACAUCGCCGAGAUGGCGAAGGCCGUCGUGCGGAGCCAGGUUGCAAACAGUUCGCUGCAGGAGGUCUUGACGCAGCGGGAGACGUUCCGUUCGCAGGUCAAGUCGAAAGUCAUGGAGCAGGUGCAAGGUUGGGGCGUCUGGGUGGAAGCUAUCGAGAUCGCAGAUGUUCGCAUUUGCUCCGGCAAGCUCUUCGAGGACCUUCAGGCAGCCCACCGGCAUGAGGUGAGGUUAAAGGCCGAGGAGGCUCGCCUGGACACCGACAGGCUGCUACAAGAGCGACGGCUGCAGGACGAGGUGAAGCUGUCAAAGGCUCGGGCAGAGGCAGAGGCUGAGCAGCGUCUUGCGGCAGCAAGACAGCGGCUGAAGGCGGAGCAGGAAGAAGCACAGCUCUUCGCAGUGCAGGCAGAGGCUGCCAAGGCCCGAUUGCGCAUGGAGGAGGAGAUCGAGCUCGCCCGCCUCGAGAAGGAGAGCCGUGUCGAGAAGCAGCGGGCUGCGAACAAGGCUGAGGUUGCGCGGCUCCAGAAGGAAGCCGAGAUGGACAGGCUGCGGAUGCAGUACGACGCGGAGCGACAGAUGCCUGAGAGCAGCCUCAGGUGCCACAGCCUGCAGAAAGCCGUGGAGAUGUGCGAGAAGUUGCCGCUCCGGGAUGUUCGCCUCAACAUGUUCGGGGACGGCGACGGCAAGAACAUGAUGUCCAAGAUCCUGCCCGCGGCGUGCUUUGGUUGCAAUGCAGCAUUGCCGACGCCCCAGUGCACAACGCACGCCGACGCCAUUCGUUCGCCCGCCUGGCACCGACGGCUGCGGAAGGUCCGAUCGCGGGCCAGGGCUCGAGUCCGGCUUCAUCGAGCCAGUGGACUCCAACCGCGACUUUCGGAUCUACUCCGGCUGUCGCUCCACCACUCUCAGCCGAGGUACCGUGAGCUCUCCACGCUCCGGAUGGGAGGCAAGAAGCAAUGGACCCAAGAAGAGUGGCAAGCCUGGCAACGGCGGCAAUCUGCUGGUGCUUGGCAAGAUCCACGGCAACGACAGAAGCCCAAGCGACACUCCGAGCCGGCCCCUCGUUCGACCUUCCCGGCUUUCGACUCGAUGGAGGUGGCGGAGACCGAGGGCGACGAGAACAGGGCCCAGCCUGGACCCUCCUCCGUCCCGAAUGGAGCCACCGACUUGGUGAAGUUCGUGCAGCGCCAGGCCAACAUGAUCCGGAAGUCGGAGGCCAAGCUCAGGAAGGCAGCCAACGACAAGAAGGAGAUGGCCGCGAAAUGGGAAAGGUACAAGCAGGAACUGCAAAGCACCUUCGCAAAGGAGAGGGCCAAGUUCCAGGAUGGCAUGGAAAAGCUCGAGGAGGAGAAGAACGAAUGGAUGCUGACCAAGGACAAGGCCGUCGCCGAGCUCUACGAAACCCUCUUACACCCCGAGGCAAUGAUCACGAAUGCCGCUGCCAAGGAUGCCCCCAAGAACGAGAUGACCAAUGCAGCCCAAAAAGAAUGGGAAGCCCUCACCAAAGAGCCGGAGGACGAAGACAUGGGCCUUGCGGGUCUCUUGGGCUCCAUCGUUGGACAGGAGGGACUGAAGCAAAAUGCACGGCAACAGAUGCUCGAGGCCUUGCAGAAGCAUGUGGCCCACACGCCGGUGAGGCCGACCACGGGAGGCUUGCAUUCGCCGACGGUGGCAGUGGAACGCCCUCCUGCCAAUUCGGGACCACAGGUGGGGCCUUUGCCCUCUGUGACGGAAAGCCCGGAUGUGAUGCUCCGCACCAGGGACCCCUACAUGACCUCCCCGGCCUUCCCGGGUGCUAUGCCAUCGCCACCAUCGAGCCGGACUGUCACGAGACAGCGUCGCGCCGGGAGACUACGAACACCGAUCAAGCUGGCGUCGAAAAAGCCAUUACCGACGCCGUUGGGAGGUACCCCCCUGGCGAGAAAGCUCGAGAGUGUUCGAGCUCGCAAGAUGGACCAGAUCGAGGAGAUCCCGGAUGGGAACGAGACCGACAGCGAGGACCAGUCCAUUGCCGAGAUUGGAGCCCAGCUUGCGGCUGCCUCCGGGACCCACCCGGGAUGA
Messenger RNA from Symbiodinium sp. CCMP2592, 4113 nucleotides. The record is from the annotation of a GenBank genome assembly. NCBI's taxonomy places the organism in Eukaryota, Dinophyceae, Suessiales, Symbiodiniaceae.